Salvelinus namaycush (lake trout) is the source of this 636-nucleotide messenger RNA. RefSeq names its product beta-crystallin B2-like. Lineage: Eukaryota; Metazoa; Chordata; Actinopteri; Salmoniformes; Salmonidae. The coding region runs from base 1 to 636 and encodes 211 amino acids. Gene Ontology annotation, biological process: lens development in camera-type eye; visual perception. The record is from RefSeq and is a predicted model, not a curated record. Gene Ontology annotation, molecular function: structural constituent of eye lens. The transcript has 5 exons.
AUGGCCACAGACCACCAGAACCCUGCAUCCAAGCAGCAGCAGCCAGGCACCAGUGCUUUCAAGUUGAUCAUCUAUGAACAGGAGAACUUCCAGGGGCGUUGCCAUGAGCUGACUGGUCCCUGUAACGACCUCCAGGAAGCAGGCGUGGAGAAAGUGGGCUCCAUACUGGUGCUGUGUGGACCAUGGGUGGGUUACGAGCAGGCUAACUGUAAAGGGGAACAAUAUGUGUUUGAGAAGGGGGAGUAUCCUCGCUGGGAUUCCUGGACCAACAGCAGACGUAGCGACAACAUCUUUGCAUUCCGCCCCAUUAAAGUGGACAGCCAGGAGCACAAGAUUGUCCUUUAUGAAAACCCCAGUUUCGCGGGGAAGAAGAUCGAGAUCAUAGAUGAUGAUGUCCCCAGCUUCCACUCACAUGGAUACCAAGAGAAGGUCACCUCUGUCAGAGUUCAGAGUGGCACUUGGGUGGGGUACCAGUAUCCUGGCUACAGAGGCUAUCAGUACCUGUUUGAGAAGGGGGAAUACAAGGACUGUGCUGAGUUUGGUGCCCAGUUCCCUCAGAUCCAGUCCGUCAGGCGCAUCCGAGACAUGCAGUGGCACCAGAGGGGAGCUUUUCACCCUGUCGCUGGCGCCAACUAA